This is a messenger RNA of Magallana angulata, 726 nucleotides long. RefSeq names its product protein transport protein Sec61 subunit beta-like. Gene Ontology annotation, cellular component: Sec61 translocon complex. Gene Ontology annotation, biological process: intracellular protein transport. The record is from RefSeq and is a predicted model, not a curated record. The transcript has 4 exons. Lineage: Eukaryota; Metazoa; Mollusca; Bivalvia; Ostreida; Ostreidae. The coding region runs from base 109 to 399 and encodes 96 amino acids.
AAAAGACCGUUCGGUUAGUUUCGAAGUUUAUAUUUUUAAAUGCUAUAAAGCUUCCGCCAGGUGGCGUAACGUGACUUCCUUUUAUCCACAUCAUCACAGACUUUCAACAUGCCAGCACCAGCAAGUUCCACUUCAGUAGGAGCAGGGCGUAGUCCGUCCUCUAAAUCUGUCAGUCCUCGAUCCGGUGGCGGGUCAACAGUCAGACAGAGGAAAACCCCAUCUUCAGGUGGUGCCAAAAAAGCAGUAGCAGGUGGUGGCAGUGGUGCUGGAAUGUGGAGAUUCUACACAGAAGACUCACCUGGAAUUAAAGUAGGCCCAGUUCCAGUUCUUGUAAUGAGCUUGAUAUUCAUUGCCUCUGUGUUCAUGUUACACAUAUGGGGAAAAUACACGAGGGGUUGAAGGCCAAACAGAAAUAAACAACAACAAGAAAUUAUUCAGCAAGUAAAACAUUUCCAGGGAGUUAUGUCAUUGACUGCAUCAUGUUUUUGAAAAAAAUGGAAUAAUACAAACUCAAGAUACAUUUCAUGCAUUAUUUUUUUUUUUAGGAACGUUGUUUUUUCUUCAUAUUUGAAAAUCGGGAUAUACCGGUAUAUAUUUAUAUAUACAAUGUAUAUCUUGUUGAAAAAUGACAUUGUUGUAAAUUAUUGUUUUCUUUGACGUUUUGUGAAAGAGCAAUGUGAGUAUGUGAGAUAAUUGUGUAGAAAAUAAAGAUUUUAUACCAUAAUU